AUGAGCGCACUGAAAUGCAAAAUUGAUCUGAAGGAAGGUCGUCCAAGCUUGCUUGACUGCUACAACUUCUUGAAUGGCACACUGGCAUUCACCGGUGACAAUUUGUUUAACUGUGUCAUUCAAUUUCAGUUCGUAGUUCUGUGCGCGUUUGUGGCGGUGUCCCAGGCGGGUCUCCUGCCAGUGCAACAAUACUCUUCAGCCGCGGCUGUAUCCUCGCAGAACAUUGUGCGCCACGACCAGCCCAAGCUCGUGGCUUCCGCUCCCGUAGCCUACCACGCCGCUCCCGUUGCCUACCACGCCGCUCCCGUUGCCUACCAAGCUGCUCCCGCUGCCGUCACUUACCACGCUACUCCAGUAGCUAAAGUGGCCGUUGCCGCUCCUGUUGCCUACCACGCCGCUCCUGUUGCUAAGGUCAUCGCUCAACAUGCUGAAGAGAUCGCCUAUCCUAAAUCUCAGCAGGAGGUACGCGAUGGUGAUGUCGUGAAGGGUUCCUACUCUUUCCACGAGGCUGAUGGCUCCAUUAGGACCGUAGAGUAUACCGCCGACGACCACAAUGGUUUCAACGCAGUAGUGCACAACACUGCUCCUGUCGUCAAGGCCGCCCCUGUAGUGGUCAAGGCCGCCGCUCCCGUACUCUCUUACUACCACCACUAAGCGCAGCAUUAAAUUGUUCAGCAGAUAACACAAACUACUAUUACCUAUUUA
Hyposmocoma kahamanoa is the source of this 705-nucleotide messenger RNA. Its product is annotated as cuticle protein 8-like. The record is from RefSeq and is a predicted model, not a curated record. Gene Ontology annotation, cellular component: extracellular matrix. The coding region runs from base 1 to 654 and encodes 217 amino acids. NCBI's taxonomy places the organism in Eukaryota, Metazoa, Arthropoda, Insecta, Lepidoptera, Cosmopterigidae. The transcript is spliced from 3 exons.